Messenger RNA from Pongo pygmaeus (Bornean orangutan), 1279 nucleotides. RefSeq names its product nucleophosmin 1 (gene NPM1). NCBI's taxonomy places the organism in Eukaryota, Metazoa, Chordata, Mammalia, Primates, Hominidae. Gene Ontology annotation, cellular component: ribonucleoprotein complex; cytoplasm; nucleolus. The coding region runs from base 77 to 961 and encodes 294 amino acids. Gene Ontology annotation, biological process: ribosomal large subunit biogenesis; chromatin remodeling; ribosomal large subunit export from nucleus. The record is from RefSeq and is a predicted model, not a curated record. The transcript is spliced from 11 exons. Gene Ontology annotation, molecular function: chromatin binding; histone binding; RNA binding.
GCGCGGCUGUUCUCUGGAGCGGCGUUCUUUUAUCUCCGUCUGCCUUCUCUCCUACCUAAGUGCGUGCCGCCACCCGAUGGAAGAUUCGAUGGACAUGGACAUGAGCCCCCUGAGGCCCCAGAACUAUCUUUUCGGUUGUGAACUAAAGGCCGACAAAGAUUAUCACUUUAAGGUGGAUAAUGAUGAAAAUGAGCACCAGUUAUCUUUAAGAACGGUCAGUUUAGGGGCUGGUGCAAAGGAUGAAUUGCACAUUGUUGAAGCAGAGGCAAUGAAUUACGAAGGCAGUCCAAUUAAAGUAACACUGGCAACUUUGAAAAUGUCUGUACAGCCAACGGUUUCCCUUGGGGGCUUUGAAAUAACACCACCAGUGGUCUUAAGGUUGAAGUGUGGUUCAGGGCCAGUGCAUAUUAGUGGACAGCACUUAGUAGCUGUGGAGGAAGAUGCAGAGUCAGAAGAUGAAGAGGAGGAGGAUGUGAAACUCUUAAGUAUAUCUGGAAAGCGGUCUGCCCCUGGAGGUGGUAGCAAGGUUCCACAGAAAAAAGUAAAACUUGCAGCUGAUGAAGAUGAUGAUGAUGAUGAUGAAGAUGAUGAUGAUGAAGAUGAUGAUGAUGAUGAUUUUGAUGAUGAGGAAGCUGAAGAAAAAGCGCCAGUGAAGAAAUCUAUACGAGAUACUCCAGCCAAAAAUGCACAAAAGUCAAAUCAGAAUGGAAAAGACUCAAAACCAUCAUCAACACCAAGAUCAAAAGGACAAGAAUCCUUCAAAAAACAGGAAAAAACUCCUAAAACACCAAAAGGACCUAGUUCUGUAGAAGACAUUAAAGCAAAAAUGCAAGCAAGUAUAGAAAAAGGUGGUUCUCUUCCCAAAGUGGAAGCCAAGUUCAUCAAUUAUGUGAAGAAUUGCUUCCGGAUGACUGACCAAGAGGCUAUUCAAGAUCUCUGGCAGUGGAGGAAGUCUCUUUAAGAAAAUAGUUUAAACAAUUUGUUAAAAAUUUUCCGUCUAAUUUCAUUUCUGUAACAGUUGAUAUCUGGCUGUCCUUUUUAUAAUGCAGAGUGAGAACUUUCCCUACCGUGUUUGAUAAAUGUUGUCCAGGUUCUAUUGCCAAGAAUGUGUUGUCCAAAAUGCCUGUUUAGUUUUUAAAGAUGGAACUCCACCCUUUGCUUGGUUUUAAGUAUGUAUGGAAUGUUAUGAUAGGACAUAGUAGUAGCGGUGGUCAGACAUGGAAAUGGUGGGGAGACAAAAAUAUACAUGUGAAAUAAAACUCAGUAUUUUAAUAAAGUA